This is a messenger RNA of Fonsecaea multimorphosa CBS 102226, 1530 nucleotides long. RefSeq lists its product as uncharacterized. NCBI's taxonomy places the organism in Eukaryota, Fungi, Ascomycota, Eurotiomycetes, Chaetothyriales, Herpotrichiellaceae. The record is from RefSeq and is a predicted model, not a curated record. Gene Ontology annotation, molecular function: oxidoreductase activity, acting on paired donors, with incorporation or reduction of molecular oxygen; monooxygenase activity; iron ion binding. Bases 1 to 1530 code for a protein of 509 amino acids. The transcript is spliced from 5 exons.
AUGCAAUUGCAGUUAGGCCGACCUUUUGAGUCCCGGACGGCGACAGUAGGUCUGGCAUUUGCAUCUUUGUUUGUAGCCUGGCGACUGGCUCUGGUCAUCACGAGGAUCUGGUUUUCGCCACUGCGCCAUAUACCGGGACCACGCCUCGCAGCAGCGACAAGCCUAUGGCUGUACGUUGAAGACAACAAGCCAACAAUUGUGAAGACCACCCGAAGACUUCACUCCCAGUAUGGGCCUCUUGUCCGCAUCGCGCCAAACCAUGUCAGCAUCAAGGACGCCGACACAUAUUUGAAAACGAUUUACCAACAGGCGUCCCAUUUCAACAAGGAUCCGGCGUUCUACGAUACAUUUGCGAACGAGGACGUCAACGUGUUCACUGUGUCAGAUGCUGUCGAACAUGGUUACCAUCGGCGACUCCUCAGCGGCGGUUUCGCCCGCAAGAAAGUGUUGGAGUUCGAGCCAGAGAUCUGGAAGGUUGUGACCAGGCUGAUGACUCUAGUCGAUGACGAAUAUGCCUCUGGAAGACCCGUGGAUCUGACAAAGCUGUGUCGCUCGUUUGCACUGGACGUCGUCUCAUGCUACUCUUUUGGAGAGAGCUAUGGAGCCUUGUGGAGGCCAACCCUUGAUGAACCGUUGCUGGCAGCGUUUGAUAGGUUUGGUCGGGCGAGUUUCUUGCUAAUGAAUUUCCCGACCAUCAGGAGUUUGCUGCAGCCCAUCCUGAUAAGACUGCCUAGCCCUGUCUUCCAAGCAAUUCCCAGCAUGGCCGCUCGUGUAAUGAGCUCUCUCGAUAGGUUGGAAAAUAUCGAAAAGGGCAAUUUUCAGCCCAUGCUUACCUCGGUAAAGGAAGCUGGCUUGCGACAAAACACGCAGCUCUCCAAAAAGUACCUCGCCGCCAACGGCAUGGGGAGUAUUGUGGCAGGCACCGACACCACAGGCUUCACUUUGGCGCUGGGGAUCUGGUCAAUCUUUAUGAACGACAAGAUCCGCCAGCGUUUGCACUCCGACCUGAAGGAAGUGUGGCAUGACAGACACAAUCCUCCCGGGUUACGCAAUCUCGAGGCCAUGCCGUAUCUGCAGGCUUGCGUGCGCGAGUCGUUGCGGUUCGCAACACCAAUUCGUGGCAGGCUACCACGUCUCGUCCCUCCAGAAGGCAUGACUCUCAAAUUCCCGAGCACCGGCGACAAGGAGUAUUUUCUUCCGGGCGGAACGAGCGUCUCGUCCUCCGUUUACCUGAUGCAUUACGAUGAGUCAGUGUAUGACGAUCCCGAGACUUUUGACCCCGAGAGAUGGCUAGUGAAGGAUCCCGAUCUGCUGCACCGCCGAGAGCGUCAACUAGUGCCGUUUUCGUCCGGAUCUAGGAUCUGUAUCGGUCUCAAUAUCGCCACGGCGGAGCUCUAUGUGUGUAUCGCCACCAUCAUCAGAUGGUAUAAGGCCAAAGAAAUAGUCGACCGCGAACUUGUUACGGAGGAGCAAUUCACAGCCUUAGUCCCAGGUGGUCUGAGGGCUAUUCUGGCACGGAUCGACGAUUGA